Molecule: messenger RNA, 2598 nt
Organism: Bradysia coprophila
Lineage: Eukaryota; Metazoa; Arthropoda; Insecta; Diptera; Sciaridae
Product: b(0,+)-type amino acid transporter 1-like
Biological process (GO): amino acid transmembrane transport
Cellular component (GO): membrane
Molecular function (GO): L-amino acid transmembrane transporter activity
Source: RefSeq, a predicted model, not a curated record
AAGACUCAAUUGACAAUUUUUUAAUUUUUUUUAAACAACCAAUUAAAAGAUGCGAUGAAAUAGCUACCUUAAAUUUCAUCAUUCACAAAUGUUGACGUCGCAUUUCCAUUCUAGUUCAUAAUAAUAAUAAAUCCUUUAACCAACCAAACCGACAAAUUAAUCGUUUAUACAUUCUUGAAGAGCGUAUAUGGGUAAAUAUAUAUGUAGAUUGUUGUGUAGUGUAUAUAGUUGAACUGCUCUACUCUAAUUUGUCAUAUAUAAAAGAAAUUAUAUUGUCCAAAGUCUAAAAGAAAGAUAGAAUAUUGAUUUAUAAAGAAGUAAAAGAAGCCACUUGGUCAUAAAAUGAAAUACCGCCGUUGGUCGUUCCGAUGCUACACAAUUCUUUGUAUAUAUAAGAACCCAUUAAAAUGAAGAGCAUGUCCAUUCGAUAAGAAAGCGUAAGAUCAUACAUUAUUUAGUGUUACAGUGAGAACAUGAUAUAUAAACAUCGUGAAAUGCUUGUAUGAUAAUAUAAACGAAACUAUAUUGAGUGUAUCGUAAUUUGUUGAGAGAAUUGUAACUACUACUGGUAUUCAUUGCGUGAACUUGAGCUUGAAACAAUUAUUGGUGGAAUAAAAUGAGUCAUGGCAAUGAAAACAAGAAAAAAACACCGGGACUCCAAAGAAACAUUGGACUCAUGGCUGCGGUGAACAUUAUAAUCAGUGUUAUGAUAGGUUCCGGAAUUUUUGUUUCUCCUACAGCCGCGUUACGAUAUUCCGGUAGUAUAGGAUUCUGCUUGGUUGUGUGGACAGCAUGCGGUUUUGUUUCCUUAUUAGGCGCACUUUGUUUCGCUGAAUUGGGAACUGUGAUUCCGCGCAGUGGUGCAGAGUAUGCAUAUCUCUUCGAAGCAUUUGCUAAACAAAAUAAAUUUUGGGGACCGUUACCGGCUUUUCUACUGUCAUGGGUGUUUGUUUUGGUCUUGAGGCCGGCUGAAAUUGCUGUGAUUGUGUUAACAUUUGCCGAAUACUCUAUUCAACCGUUAGUGCCUGUUCUUGGAAUGACACAUAUGUCGGUGCACGACCUAGAAAAAUUAAUUAAAUUGAUAGCGUUGCUAGGAUUAGGAAUUAUUACCUACAUUAAUCUCAGUAGUGUUAAACUGUACGUUCGAAUAAAUAAUAUAUUCAGCGUAUGCAAAGUGAUAGCAUGUCUAAUAGUAAUUGGUGGCGGUAUAUAUCAAUUGGCUAUCGGUAAGACGGAAAAUUUACAGUCUGGUUUUAAGGGUACCACCACAAAUUUGGGACAUAUUGCACUAGCAUUUUAUAAUGGACUCUGGGCGUAUGACGGCUGGUCCAGCGUCACGACUGUCACAGAAGAAAUUAAAUGCCCUGAGAAAAAUAUUCCCAGAUCCAUAAUGAUUGGUGUUCCUAUAAUCACCGGGCUCUAUGUCUUCAUGAAUCUAGCUUAUAUGACUGUUUUGACGCCACAUGAAAUGAUGACCGCACCAGCUGUCGCAGUUGAAUUUGGUAACAGAAUUCUGGGGCCGAUGGCAUUUUUGAUUCCUUUGGGGGUAGCACUUAGCACAUUCGGCUGUGCAUUGAGUGUCCAAUUCGGUGUGACAAGAUUAUGCUUUGUUGCCGGAAGAGAAGGUCACUUUCUGGAACCUAUGUCAUACAUUCAUGUAAAACGGUCGACUCCAGGUCCUGCCGUUGCUUUACAAGGAAUUAUAACGUUCAUGUUCAUUGUUGUUGGUGAUAUCGAGGCGCUGAUAGAGUUUGCUUCAUUUUUGAUAUGGGUUGCAUAUGGAUCGGCAUUUGUGAGUCUACUGGUCCUUCGGCGAACGCAUCCAGAUAUACCCAGACCAUACAAAGUUCCAAUUAUCAUUCCAAUUUUUGCACUUCUCGUUGCAAUUUUCCUAUCGGUUAUGCCCAUAAUUAGUGAACCAUCCAUUAAAUACCUGGCAGCGUUAGCAUUUAUUUUCAGCGGUAUCGCAGUGUAUACGCCAUUCGUCUAUCACAAAAUACGACCAAGAUGGAUGAAUAAAUUUACAUAUUUGCUGCAAUGUCUCUUCGAAGCUGCACCUCCUCCGAAGGAAUUAUAAAACUUAAGACAAGUUCAGCGUAGUUUUUUUUUAGAUUUACGACUAGUAUCCCUGGACAAUCGUUCUCGAUCAAAGUACCUUCAUGUACAAAAACACGACUAACAUAAUAGACCAAACAACGGAAGUGCAGCCCUUAACUCUUUUAUAAAUUUUUUCGGGCCGACUCCACUCAAAAUAAAAUUUUAAAAUUAUAAUCCGUUGCUCACUUCAAAAACAGAACUCAUUAAAUAUUCAAAUACAAAGCAAUGAUGGGUAUACAAAGCUUACAGUGAGAAUACCAGGUCGUGUUUGUUAAAUAAAACAAUAAAUAAAUGGAUGGUCCGGUUGAUGUUUACCGGAACUAUUUUGUCCGGGGAGAUAUUUUUUAUCUGUUAUUUUAUACUAAAGUACGAACAUAAGAAGUGACUAGUCGCAAGCACCUGUGAAUAGCAUCUUCCUUAUAGUGUGGAUGUUAAUUUUAUAGUCAAUUAUCCUAACGAAUGCUUGUUGCUUGCCAGAGUUUAGUUUUUUUGUAAUUAAAU